This is a messenger RNA of Varroa destructor (honeybee mite), 920 nucleotides long. RefSeq lists its product as uncharacterized. The record is from RefSeq and is a predicted model, not a curated record. Lineage: Eukaryota; Metazoa; Arthropoda; Arachnida; Mesostigmata; Varroidae.
AUGCGGCUGAGCGCGUUCUAUCUGCUUACCUACAUCGACAUCGGCCCCGAUAACUGCAUUGCCUUGUCGUUCCGUCCUUCUCAUCUGCUCAUCAUCGUUCGAGCACCAAUAUGCCUGUCGUUGCCAGGAUCAGCUGGCUCCGCGGCGAGACCAGGCGACUGCGAUAGCCGCCAGCAUGGGCUCGGAUCAUGUAUAAUCGGUAUUGAAACCAUACCGCCAGAUUCUGCCUUCACCGUUCAUGGUCUCGCUCAGGCGGCGCGGAAUUCAGUGAAGAUUUUAAAAACAUUUCAGGAUACAAACGUUUCAGGAACGAAGAUUCCGGUGUCAAAGACCAGUGAGGAGAAAUUGUCCAUCUCCCAUUCUCGCGGCAUUGACUACGAAAACUAUAUAAUUGCAGAGGAAUCACCAGGAGAUCAUCAGAACAAGCAAGCUAAAAAUCAGCGAACGCGCAACAUGGCCACCAAUCUGCUUUUUACUUUUGUGUUCCUGUGUACGGUCGCGGUCAUGACUGUCGUUGGAACGGAUGAGGCGUUAGCUCAGGUCUCGUACAAAUUGCCAAUCCGAUCGAAAAGGAGCGUUCUUUACGGUGGAUAUGGCCUCGGUUACGGCGGCUUUGGUAGUCUGGGAUAUGCCGGUUACUAUCCAGGCUAUAUAUACCGUAAUGGCUACCCUGGAUACGCAAAAUAUGGACUCGGAUAUGGAAAUCUGGGAUAUGGAUACGGAGAUUAUGGUGGUUAUUUUUGGUAGACUGUCUAGUUCGGUCUGCUAAAUAUUGACUGCUCUUCCCCAUUGUGCAAAACUCACUCCUUUUGAAUGGCGCACGAAUCAAUGAGAUGUAACUUAGUUAAACUCGGAAAAUACCAACUACAACAAUAAUCUAACGAAUGAAAAAUAAAUUAUAUGUGGCACUUAUCGUUGUA